Molecule: messenger RNA, 975 nt
Organism: Rhinichthys klamathensis goyatoka
Lineage: Eukaryota; Metazoa; Chordata; Actinopteri; Cypriniformes; Leuciscidae
Product: polymeric immunoglobulin receptor-like
Exons: 5
Coding region: 189-920 (243 amino acids)
Source: RefSeq, a predicted model, not a curated record
CGGAUACUUUCCACCUUAUUUUGCAAUGUGGAAUAAUCUGUGCACCCCUUAUACACGUGGUCCAAGACAUUUGAGAGCAUUUCCUCCUCCGUCUAUGAUAAUAUGAGGGCAGAAAGCAGAAGAUGAGCAGUUGAGCUGCUGUGCUUCAGUGAAAACCUCAUACAGGACACAUAAGCAGAGCAAACGCAAUGGCCGCGUACGAGAAGGCAAACAUAUUCUACAUUUCAAUCUGGUUUUGGCUCACUUUAGGUGUUGAAUGCUUUAGCGGUUGGUCAAAUCAUAUUGUAACUAUUAAGACUGGAGGAUCUGUCACCAUCCCAUGUCAUUAUGAUGAGAAAAACCCACCGCAGAAGAAAUACUGGCACUCAGAUAUUGAUCAAUCUAAUACAUACACAAACACAACAGAGGAGAAUCUGUCAGUAAUUGAUCAUCCUGAUCAGAGUCUCUUUACUCUGACUAUGAAAAACCUACAGAACAAACACACUGGAUUCUAUUAUUGUUUAGUGGAGACUGAUGGACAGCUGAGUGCUAGAUUUCAACUUUAUAUCCAGGUUCAGUCUGCUCCUGGUGUGUCUGUGAAGAGCAGCAGUGUAUCUGGACAUGAAGGUGAUAAUGUCAGUGUCCAGUGUUUCUACAAUUCUGGAUAUCAGAAUAAACACAAACAGUGGUGCAGAAUUAAAGAUCAGAGCUGUUACACAGUGGGGAGGAAUGACACAUCCCAGAAUUCAUCAGUCCAGAUCAGUGAUGAUGGGAGAAGCUCCUUCACUGUGUUGAUGACUGGACUGAGACUCAGUGAUUCUGGAUGGUACUUCUGCUCUGCUGGAGAGGCACUGAAUCCUGUUCAACUCACUGUAACCGAGGCAGAACCAGACACCGGCACUGAGAAGGACAAAUGGCGUUUCUGUCUGUCACAAAACUAGAGUUUUCUCCACAUUGAGCUGAAAGAAAACUGCUUUUGCUUUACACAUUCAGAUC